Molecule: messenger RNA, 1422 nt
Organism: Schistocerca piceifrons (Central American locust)
Lineage: Eukaryota; Metazoa; Arthropoda; Insecta; Orthoptera; Acrididae
Gene: shrb
Product: charged multivesicular body protein 4b
Exons: 5
Coding region: 181-843 (220 amino acids)
Biological process (GO): vesicle budding from membrane; late endosome to vacuole transport via multivesicular body sorting pathway
Cellular component (GO): cytoplasmic side of plasma membrane; ESCRT III complex; multivesicular body
Source: RefSeq, a predicted model, not a curated record
GGUUAUCCUUGUGUUGACCACUGCAAGUCUGCAAGUGAUGACUCUUUGUCAUCGUGUGAAAAUCUGUUUUGGGUGUAGAUUGCUGGCCAAAAUAUUACAUUGAAGUGUAGAUAUUUGCGUGAUUUACUGAGCUGAUACUUUUAGCGAAAGGCAUACGAACGAUUUAGUAGACUUACCAACAUGAGUUUUUUAAGCAAGGUAUUUGGUGGUAAAAAGGAGGAGAAGGCUCCCAGCACUGGCGAAGCAAUACAAAAGCUGAGAGAGACAGAAGAAAUGCUUAUAAAAAAACAGGAAUUUUUAGAAAAGAAAAUCGAACAAGAAAUCGCAAUCGCACGAAAGAAUGGAACGAAGAAUAAGAGAGCGGCUAUACAGGCACUCAAGAGAAAGAAGCGAUAUGAAAAACAGCUGCAGCAGAUUGAUGGAACGUUAUCGACAAUUGAGAUGCAACGAGAAGCUCUUGAAGGAGCAAAUACCAACACUGCAGUACUCCAGACAAUGAAAAGUGCCUCUGAUGCUCUUAAAGCUGCUCAUCAGCAUAUGAAUGUUGAUGAUGUGCAUGACAUGAUGGAUGAUAUUGCAGAACAACAGGAUGUAGCAAGAGAAAUCUCAGAUGCUAUUUCAAAUCCUGUUGCAUUUGGACAGGAUGUCGAUGAGGAUGAACUCGAACGUGAAUUGGAAGAAUUAGAACAGGAAGAACUGGACAAAAAAUUGCUCGACACACUCCCAAGCACAGCAAAGGAAUUGCCCGAAGUGCCGACAGAAGAAGUUGCUACGAAACCUAAAGCCAAGCAACGGGUGGAUGAUGAUGAUGACCUAGAAGAGCUCAAAGCGUGGGCCCUGUAAAGAUGAAAAAUGGAGGGCUUCAUAUAUAGUGCUUCGAUGACUGUGGUUCUUGGAAGUCUUUCCUAGCCUGCUUCUUAAUUCUGCCAAUUAAUUUCUGCCAUAACGGUAGCUAUUGACAACUGUAUGUGAUUGGAUAUGGCGCAUAUUGUGGCAGUGUAUAUAACUCACAGAAUCAGCUCCUAUAUUUUUGAUUGUGAACUAUUAACAUUAAAGCCUUACGUGGUAAUUUUUGCUAAUGUAUUAUAGAUUUUAUUUAAUGAAGAAUGUGAUAUGAUAGCAAUUCGAAAUGUCAUUAAAAAUAAUGCUUUCAGUCUGGGUAGUAAAAUAUCUCACUCAAGUGCCAGCUGGAAACAUGCAAGGUUGCAGCCCAUGUCAGUAUUUGUUGGGAAUCCUGCUUUUGUUGUUAAGAAUUUGUAGCACACCUUGAACCCAUUUUUACAGUAAAUUUUUAGUUAUAAUUCCACAUCACUGAAGAUUUAAUGCCAGUCAGAAAUGUGUUGUUAUAUGAAGAUUUGUCAUUUAUGUACUUUAAUUUUCUUCCUCUAGUUAUCAAAUAAAGAUUUUAUUUUAUAUUUUUCA